CUGUGAUAACCUGCUCCGGAAAGGGGUUCGCGAUUCUCUCGUGUUGCGCUAAUCGAGUAGGUAUAUAACAUUCCCUUUCAUAGAUUUUAGUAAACUACCAAUAAGGCGUAUUUUAGAUUAAUUUCUAAAUUAUUGAUGAUCAAACAACACGAUAAUUAAUACUAAAACAUAAGAUUAAUUUCACUAUUUUAGUGUCGGAAAUAGUCGUGAAAUGGCAGGGAAAACUCCAUUUGAAAACAGACUUAUGAAAGAGUUUGAAAUAUUUGCCAAAAAACCUCCGCCAGGUAUGUCUAUAGAUGUACAAGCUGAACAAAAUCUUAGAAAUUGGAUUAUAAAUAUACAAGGCCCUAUAGGCAGUUUAUAUGAUGGAGAACAGUUCCAGUUACGGUUCAAAUUUGAUACAGAAUAUCCUUUCGAGUCGCCUGAAGUUACAUUUGUAGGCCAAAACAUUCCAGUUCAUCCACAUGUGUAUAGUAAUGGCAAUAUAUUAUGUUUAUCUAUUCUUACUAGUGACUGGUCACCAGUAUUAACAGUUCAGUCUGUUUGUCUUUCAAUUAUGUCUAUGCUAAGCAGCUGCAAAGAAAAGGUCUCUUCGAACUCAUCCAGCGGAGUGUCGACGGAUUCC
Molecule: messenger RNA, 625 nt
Organism: Metopolophium dirhodum (rose-grain aphid)
Lineage: Eukaryota; Metazoa; Arthropoda; Insecta; Hemiptera; Aphididae
Product: ubiquitin-conjugating enzyme E2 W-like
Exons: 4
Source: RefSeq, a predicted model, not a curated record